This is a messenger RNA of Misgurnus anguillicaudatus (oriental weatherfish), 1818 nucleotides long. RefSeq names its product serine protease FAM111A. Gene Ontology annotation, biological process: DNA replication; proteolysis. Gene Ontology annotation, molecular function: serine-type peptidase activity. The record is from RefSeq and is a predicted model, not a curated record. Gene Ontology annotation, cellular component: nucleus; chromatin. NCBI's taxonomy places the organism in Eukaryota, Metazoa, Chordata, Actinopteri, Cypriniformes, Cobitidae.
CAACCGCUCUGGUGUCUGACAGUCUGCAGCUUGUCCGCUUUGAAUUAAGUUGACUUUGUAAUUUUAUUUUUACUUAAUUAAAAAAACGAAUAUUUGUACUAUCGCUAAAUUGUAUUAAUAAUAUUUAUAAAAGACAAGAAGAGGUCUGCUUGCUUCUACUCAAACUUAGAACGAUCUACGGAAGAAGUAUCCUGCCAAUUGUUAAAUCAAAGCAACGGAGGCUGAACAUGGCUGAGAGCAGCAGAUUGCACUAUCCACCAUCUGAGUGUGAAGUCAUUCCAGACUCUGAAGAGGUUCUGAGAAUUCUGUGUGACGAGUUUAAAGAUUUACUAGAAGGGCUACAGGAGCAAAAGAACCUCAAGAAUAAAUCUCAUGUACAGAAUUUCUUCAGAGAAGAAUUUGAUAAAAGUGUUGAGGAUUUCCUAGAGGUGAAGAAAGUGAAAGUGCUCAUGAAUCUCUCAAACUCUGUCUGUCAGAUUCGGACAUCUGAGGGCUCUGCCAGAGGAACUGGGUUCUUGCUCUUAAAAAAAUUCAUCCUCACUAAUGCACAUGUGAUUGGGUUCGGUAACUCUAAAGUGUUCAAUCCUGAAGAAUUCACAGCUGUAUUUGGUUAUGAAGACCUGGAUCAAAAUGGAACCAAGCAUGUACCGAUCAAAGACCUCACAUCUUACUUUCAUGGCAAGGACAAGAAGGGGAACCAUCUUGACUAUGCUCUUCUUGAAUUGAAUGUUGAAAUUUCUGGGUGUCCUGUAUUGUUGAAUCAUUACAAAAAUAACUCGCCUAAUAACAAAAGUCAGAUCUGCAUUGUAGGUCAUCCAGGUACUGGGGUGAAGAAAAUGGAAACGUGUUUCGUCAUUGGGAAAGAAAAUCGACAAGAGGCUCAAUUCAUUCAUAUUAUGAGACUACAAAACGUAAAGGAGGAAUGGGAUGAAAACCAGAUAACUUAUGACUCUUGUUUCUUUCAUGGAUCAUCUGGCUCUCCAGUUUUUGAUGGGGACUGCAAACUGAUCGGUAUUCACACCGGUGGCUAUGUGUAUAAAGGAGAAGGAGGGAAAACUAGGAGUGUUAUGGAAUACGCUUAUGCCAUGCAGCCCACACUGGACUACAUCAAAGCACAAGCUCGAAUUAAAGGUCAUAUUGACCUUUUGCACCAACUUAGAAAUCACACUUAAUGGAUCCUAGAUCCUCACGUGCAGAAUGUUUUUAUUGUUGUGUUUUGUUUUAGUUUAUCCCUAAUCAUUUAUUUACAUAAUCAUAAUCAAGAGCAAGAGCAAAGGAAAUCUACGUGAGUGGAAAUGCGAAGAAUUAAAGUAAAGAUGCUAUCAAAGCUGUCUUAUUCUGUAUGUCAGAUUCAAGUGGAGGGUUCAACCCUUAAGAAUUAGAUCUUUUACGGUUCAACAGAUUUGUCCUCAAUUAUAUUCAUGCCAUUGAGAACUUUGCUAUGUUCAUUAAGGAGCAUCUUUAUCCAUAGUGACUCCAGAUGACUGUAAAAACUGUAUUUCAUUUGAAGAUCAUCAGUCCAAAGUGACAGAACUGUCAGCCGACAAAGAACUUAUCUUGUGCUCUUCUCGGACCGGACACUGAUACACCUGCUUACUUUACUACAUUGCUCGAUUAUUAUAGUUAUGUUAUGCGCCUCCUCGUGCUGGAAAUCAGAUCGGCAUUGGGAAGUUCCUGUAAUACUUAUUUUGUUUGUGUUUAUUAUGUUUGUGCUUGAUGGACCAAAUACACACACCAUUACAUAUGAAUACUAAAAUCAUAUGCAAUGUUUUAUUACAAAUGAUAUGUGUGUGUCUUUUGCACAAAGUAUAUUUUGGU